AUACAUCUUGAACCCCUUUUAAUUAUUGCUAGCUGGAGUCAAUGAGGCUGAUUUAACAAUUCGAUGUAGAUGAUGAAUAUUAAUUUGAGGCAAGUCCUGAAGACAACUAGUAAAAAACUGCGACACAGUAGUAGUAAUGUUAUAUCGUCGAUAACAACUAGACUGUCGCCGGUAUGAAGUGUGUUUAGAACGUCCGAUAUAAAGGCAUAAGGGCUAUUUUCUAGUUGCAGAAAGACAGCAGUAGGGUGCAAAGGCAGUUCGCCAGUUACAGCAGCGCGUCCGCUGAACGAUAACGAAGAGGUAGGUGAGAUCACGGAGACCGGGGUGAGAAGGUGAUGAAGCGUACUUCAUGAGCUGUAACCAAAAAACAACUGGCAUUUGGAAAGUUUGAGCAUGGAUUAACAGACACCACCUGCAAAAACAGAAGUUGGUCGCCCUUGUAUUAUUGAGGCACACAGGGAAGGAGGAGAAGGUGUUGAGAAGGGAGCAUGGGCAAUAAUACCACCUUGUCCAGGAGCUGCUCUUGGACCCUGCCCGACAUCACCGAUACUUCCGGAUGAGUGCAGAAGAGAUGGAGACUCUUCUGUUUUUUGUUGGCCCAGACCUCACCAAGCAGACGACCAACUACAGGACCCCAAUAAAGCCUAAGCAAAGACUAGCUGUCGCUCUAAGAAAAAACGGCAGAAAGCCAAUUCAAUUGAUGUGGAGCAGAAGACAAGAAAUAAGAAGGAGAGUAGCACUUCAUCUCCCUCUCCAAUUCCAACUGACCGUUCUGAACGGAAUUCCUCCGCCACCUCUGACCCCUCACCCUCUGACCAACUCUCCUCCCUCUAUCCACCUCCCUCUCCUGUUAACUGUUCCUCUCGGCCUUGCUCUCCUGCUAAACAGCCCUCUCUCCCCAGGUCACCUGUCAAACACCCUUCCCCAGUGAAAUCCUCUCCAGUGGUGUCCUGCCCUAGUUCUCCCUCUCCUACCAACCCUCUGUACAGUCAUGGAGACACCAGCCAAGAGGGCGCAACAGUCAGACCUCUGUCUCUUCAGGACCACUCUAGCCCAAGGCCCCAGAGGUCAGGCUCAGGUGCCAGAAGUCAGACUCUUCCCAGGGCCAGCUCAGCCACCAGAAGGUCAGAGGAGACCCAGGGGGCCAGAGGAGAACGGGGGGCCCUGGUCAACAUGGAACUUCUUGGGUUGCCUAACAUUGGCAACACUUGCUUCCUAAACGCCACCCUGCAGUGCCUCCUGGUCCUGCCUUCCUUCUCAAAGGAAAUCCUACGCCAGGAACAACUCUGGAGCUCCUCCCCCUUCUCCAACCUGCUCAGGUGUCUGUCUGAUGUGCACCGUUUGGGUCUACCUGACAGUGGCGCAAACCAGGCCUCAAAAGCAGACCUCAUGUGGAAGGUCAAGUACUCCUUGUCGGGAUAUGAUUUGAAGUAUCUGGGGGACACGCAACAGGACGCACACGAGUUACUUGUGAAUAUGCUGUGCCAGCUGAAGGAGGAGGGCAUGAUACUGAAGACACUCUGGGUGAACUAUACCUGCCCUGUUUCCCAGUUGGAGUUCCAGCUUGUCUCAGUGCGCACAUGUACCAGCUGUGGGCGCGAGUCGUCCACCAGAGAGGACUACAAUCACUUCUCAUUGGACUUCAGCUCUGAGCGCACCUUGCUAAGCAGCCUAGCACUCACUUUUAAAGGAGAAAAGGUUGAAUUCACAUGUGCGGGCUGCAAGGGCCUCCACGCCUCAAAGGUGGAGCAGUUCCACACACUGCCUCUUGUGCUGGUUCUGCAUCUAAAGAGGUUUGGAGGACCUGGGGGGUUGGAGAAGCUGGAGGCUCCUCUUUUGUUUCCUUCGGAGCUGAGGCUCUCCACCUUCUGUGGGGACACGGUGCCACCCCUGCACAGUGCCAGCCCACAGGCCCUCACCAACCAGAACCCCAAUAUCCAGGUGUCCAUCCCCCAGACCCUCGCCAGCCAAGUCCCCAACCCACCCGGAGAGACCAAAGAUAGCGCCCUCUGCUGUUCAGAAGCAGCCAGUGAAGUCAGUGAAUGGCUACUACCAGCUGACUGGCGUAGUCUCUCAUUUGGGAGGCUCCGCAAACUCCGGGCACUACAUUAGUGACAUCUUGAAUGCCAGUGGAAACUGGUUCUGCUGUAACGACAGCCAAGUGUCAAUGUCCAAUGAAGCCACUGUGCUGAGGACCAGAGCCCGGAGUGCUUACCUGCUCUUCUAUAUGUUCAGGGCAGGAGAGAAUUAGGCCCCAGCACACAGGGCCUAACAGGGCCUCCAGCACCAGCCUCAACAGGGGCAGCACCUGGACCAGCCUCCACACACCAAGCUCAGCCUCAAAAGGCUCAGCCCAGUCUCAACAGGGGUUGUACAGGCCUAGACUAAAUACCCUCAGCCCAGCUUCAACAGUGGUAGUCCUAGGCCCAGCUUUAACACCCCCAGCCCUGCCUCAACAGGGGCAGCACCAAGCCCGGCUUCAACACUCCCUGCCCAGCCUCAACAAGGGGGGUGGGGGUGUUAUGAUCACUACUGGCUUCUUCUCAUGGAACUGGCACAUUGAAAAGAGACCUGGUGUUUGGGAAAGAAGACUGAAACCUCCUGCUCCGACUGAGGAGGAUGAAGAACAAAGGUGCGCUGCCUAUGGGACUGUGCCACCUCUGAUCAGGUCCAGACACGUGAUUACUGUGCAGCCCCUGAACCCGCAGCCCUGGACACGGCCCUAAUGGCAAAUCAUGAGCACAUUUGCAAUCUACCCCCACCUGAUGGCCUUCUGGCACUUGACUGAGAAAACAGCAGAGACCAAGUUUACAAGUCACAAGCACCAAUCCAUCUGAAACAAGUGUUACUCGAAGAAAACUGACACUGCCAUCAAUCGACGAGUUCUUCUUGUUUAUGACUCAUCUGUCGCUGGGUCGGAAGCAGAAGGAUUUAGCCCAUUGGUUCAGCAUCCACCAAUCGACAGGGAGACUGAUUAUCAUCUCUUGGGCCAACUUCUUCUACGGUCUGCUUGGAUCAGCACGGAUAUGGAUCCCCAGGGAAACCAUCAAAGCCCACCUGCCACCCGAGUUCAAGGACUAUCCAGACACCCAGGUAGUGAUCGACUGCACUGAACUCCGCUGCCAGACAACAUCUUCACUACUACUGCAGAGUGAGGUGUUUUCUUCCUGUUACAGGAAUUAAAUUCCUUGGUUUUAAUACCCAAUUAAAAUGAAUCACUCUGUCAAUUCAUAAGAGUCUGUAAGACCCUUAUUUGUAUAAAAUGGACAGAGACCAGUCUUUGAAAUCAACCAGCUGUAACGGUAUUCCUGUGGUUAAGUAGAGGCGGACCAAACCGCAGCGUGGUUAUAUUGACUCAUGUUUAAUAAAAACACGAACACUACAAAACAAUAAACGUGGAAAACUAAAAACAGCCCUAUCUGGUACAAAACACAGAGACAGGAACAAUCACCCACAAACACACAGUGAAACCUAGGCUACCUAAGUAUGAUUCUCAAUCAGAGACAACUAAUGACACCUGCCUCUGAUUGAGAACCAUACUAGGCCGAAACAUAGAAAUACCCCAAAACAUAGAAAAACAAACAUAGACUGCCCACCCAACUCACGCCCUGACCAUAUUAAAUAAAUACAAAACAAAGGAAAUAAAGGUCAGAACGUGACACCAGCUGCGUUUAUUCUCGUGAGUACUGCUCAUUAUAUAUUUUAUCACAGGUUAUAAACUGAAAAUUACGUCAUCGUUUUCUAAACUGUUCCGUCUCUUCUCGACACUGGUACAAAGGCUGUAUAGUUCUCAAGCCUUCCCACAUCGUCUAGAGCCAAGGUCAGCCUGUGUAGAUAAGUAUUCUAGCCAGUCUGGCGAUAUAGUUCAUUCAUUUCUACCAAGGAACAGACAGUCAUUGUUCUAAUUCUUGAUUAUAUUUACACACAUUAUAUUCGGUACUAGGAUUAGAAAGAAAAUUCAUACAUAUACAGUAACAUAAUAGUAUUCUGAUUAGUACAUAUACAGUAACAUAAUAGUAUUCUGAUUAGUCUGAUUGAAAUGUAUACAUAAUUAGUCAUUAUUGAUAAAAAUUCCCUUAACACUUCCUACAAGUCACACUGUACCUUUAAGGGCAUGUUGGGAAUGUCACCACAUGGAGCUGUCACUUUUAUGUCAUCGUUGUGUGCUGGAUCUGUGAUUGACAAGGAGAUCUUCAAGCAGUCCGGAUUUAUUUCCUUACUGUACAUGUGUUUAUUUGGUAGUAGCAAAAUAAUAAUUUGUUUAUCUACGACAUGUAUCAAUCAUUUGUGUUGUAGUGAAUAUCAGUUUGUGUGGAGCUUGUAUUGGCUUUAAUUAGGCAAUGAGUUUAGGGGUGGGGGAAAGAAAUCAAGUGAACACAGAAUAGCCAGAAUGCAAGACUGUAUACAAUGUUAGAGAUGUGUAAUUGAUUAACUGAACAA
This is a messenger RNA of Oncorhynchus nerka (sockeye salmon), 4440 nucleotides long. Its product is annotated as ubiquitin carboxyl-terminal hydrolase 37-like. Gene Ontology annotation, molecular function: cysteine-type deubiquitinase activity. Gene Ontology annotation, biological process: G1/S transition of mitotic cell cycle; protein deubiquitination. Gene Ontology annotation, cellular component: nucleus; cytosol. The transcript has 16 exons. The record is from RefSeq and is a predicted model, not a curated record. Lineage: Eukaryota; Metazoa; Chordata; Actinopteri; Salmoniformes; Salmonidae. The coding region runs from base 1174 to 2112 and encodes 312 amino acids.